AUGCGUAAAUCAGCUAUAUCUCUGUUGAAACAAACAAGAGUAUUGGGCGAGAGUUCAAAGAAAAAUUUCGAGGUAUACAAUUCAACACCGUUUUCUCGAGAUCCAAACGUAUUAUACGCUAACGCAUGUACGUUCCAUACGUCUAGAAUAACCCGAUGGAACGGAAAUGAAACUGUUAGCUUACCUGAUACGCAGCCAAAACAUUCCAUACGCGACAUCUUCCUCGGACUCACCAG
Messenger RNA from Paraglomus occultum, 236 nucleotides. NCBI's taxonomy places the organism in Eukaryota, Fungi, Glomeromycota, Glomeromycetes, Paraglomerales, Paraglomeraceae. The record is from the annotation of a GenBank genome assembly.